GACAGCUGUCAAAAAGCAGCUGAUGUAUUUGUGAUCGUGAACUUCGUAAAAUUUGGUUUUGUAACAAAAUAUUGAAUAAAAAUCAAUGUUUGGAUAAUGUACACAAUGAAUAAACUACUAAGUCUGUUUGCCUCAAAGCGAAUAUUCGAAUGCCGGACCGCGACAACACGGCUUUCAGCUGAUGGGAAGGAAAUUCCGAAAGUGAAAAACAUUGCGCCACGAAUUACCCUGAUAAGUCCCGAUAAUUCAGUAAGCAUAACAGAUUUGAAGAAUGCACAAACCCUGUCUACACGCCGAGACUUGAAGCUAGUCAAGAUACAGGAUGUGGAUGCUAAAACUAGAAGGCCGGUUUACAAAAUGAUGUCCAGUGCAGAUUACCACAAUGAAGAACUUCAGAAACGGAAAGAGAAACAAGAGAGUCGACAACAAGCCACCAACAAAGGGGAGAAGCUGCUGACUCUCUCCACGAGGAUCGGGGAGCAUGACCUCAUGACCAGCGUAAAGAAAAUGCUUAAACUGCUCGAGAAGCAAUAUGAAGUUCGAGUUGUCAUCACUGGUGAAGGACAGGAGUCUGCAGCCUCGGAAAAGGUGUACUCCCUCAUUGAAAAAAAUGUGAAGGACUCUGGCAAAAUUGUUCAAAAGAGGACAAAAGGAAACACACUACGUUUUCAAUUGCUGCCCUCUAAAGUAAUGAGUACUCAGGCCUCAGAUAAUGGCAUAAAUGGUCCUAUUGAUGGAAAUAAAAAGAAUAAUGGGCCACUGUGACUAGCCGCCCUGGUGGUAACUAUUCUUGUAGGUAAAUAUGCUUGGUAUGCACAAUACUACUUACGAACAAAUACUGAUACAAGACAGAAUAGCACCCCAAACAAUUACAACCAGAUGAGCACAGGAGAUAGCAUUUCAUGAAGAUUUUUAAGUA
Plutella xylostella (diamondback moth) is the source of this 919-nucleotide messenger RNA. RefSeq names its product mitochondrial translation initiation factor 3. NCBI's taxonomy places the organism in Eukaryota, Metazoa, Arthropoda, Insecta, Lepidoptera, Plutellidae. Gene Ontology annotation, cellular component: mitochondrion. Gene Ontology annotation, biological process: mitochondrial translational initiation; ribosome disassembly. Gene Ontology annotation, molecular function: translation initiation factor activity; ribosome binding. The record is from RefSeq and is a predicted model, not a curated record.